Molecule: messenger RNA, 792 nt
Organism: Perkinsus marinus ATCC 50983
Lineage: Eukaryota; Perkinsozoa; Perkinsida; Perkinsidae
Exons: 7
Source: RefSeq, a predicted model, not a curated record
GUGCUCGAGAUAAGUGCGACAUCAGCAUGGCGGGCUGGCGAUGACAGGGAUAUCUCGUCCUCGACAGCAACGGACACACAUCUUGCGGUUGAAGAGGGAGUAGAGGGAGACAGGUUCUUCAUAGGAACGCCUCACGACGGCCCCAGCGACAUCUCAUGGGUGGAGACCUCAAGCGAAUCGUCAGUAUCUCCGACACGUGCGAACCACUCAAGGCUGGUACCGAAUGGUCGGCCUGAGACACAGUCGCCAGAUAACAAAGCGGGGUGGCUGUCAUCGUGGCUUGGACGUAGUAGAGCUGCCGAAGAACCGAUGAACAGCGCAGGGAGUGACAGAUGGGAGGUCAGCAGUGGAACGAGCAUCACUAGUGGCGCCUCUGGGAGGGGAAGGAGUUUGUCAAGGAGUCGGAAGCCUCAUCCUUCCGGCUCAUCGGCCUCGAUCCGGUCGUCAUCUCUGUCAUCAGUGUCUAGUAUCGGUAGCUCGAUUUCCAGUGUGAACAACAAAGCAGUCCGACGAGGUGAUGCACGACAGUCCAGAUCAAGCUUCCGACGGGAGAAUCGGAAUCUUCUGAUUGCACAAGCGACGGGUCAGGGAGCUGAACGUCAUAAGUUUUUGGCAUCUCUUCGGGAAGAAGGACGCCUCGCUGCGAGGAAUCAAGAGGAGUACAAGUCCGAUGAGUUAUUUGUCAGCCAAAGUGGUCCCGCUUGGGCGUGGUAGCGUUACGCUACUAGCGUAUGAAAUUCAUCAGCAUCUUGGUCUUGUAUUUUCAUUUCAUCUGUUAAUGCAGAAUUUGUU